CUCUGACGCGGGUUCCUUGCUCUCUCUCUCUCUCUCUCUCUCUCUCUCUCUCUUUGAGAGCUUUCUCAAAGAUCUCGCCUUUUCUACUUCGAAUCCCUCGCUCUCUCUCCCCUUCGAGAGAGGCCAUUGGAGAAGCCAUGGACUUGGAUCUAUGGAUAUCCAAGGUGAAGGAUGGCCAGCAUCUCAUGGAGGACGAGCUCCAGCUCCUUUGUGAAUACGUGAAGGAGAUUCUUAUUGAGGAAUCUAAUGUCCAACCAGUUAAUAGCCCUGUCACUGUUUGUGGAGACAUCCAUGGGCAGUUCCAUGAUCUAAUGAAGCUCUUCCAAACUGGAGGUCAUGUUCCUGAGACAAACUACAUUUUUAUGGGUGAUUUUGUUGAUCGUGGCUACAAUAGUUUGGAGGUUUUCACGAUUCUUUUGCUUCUUAAAGCUAGGUAUCCUGCAAAUAUAACCCUUUUACGCGGGAAUCAUGAAAGCAGGCAAUUAACACAGGUCUAUGGAUUUUAUGAUGAGUGUCAGAGGAAAUAUGGAAAUGCCAAUGCUUGGCGGUACUGUACUGAUGUUUUUGACUACCUAACUUUAUCUGCAAUAAUCGAUGGAACUGUUCUUUGUGUUCAUGGUGGACUUUCUCCUGAUAUCCGAACAAUUGAUCAGAUUAGAGUCAUUGACCGGAAUUGUGAAAUUCCUCAUGAGGGUCCAUUUUGUGAUCUCAUGUGGAGUGACCCGGAAGAAAUUGAUACUUGGGCCGUCAGUCCACGUGGCGCUGGGUGGCUUUUUGGUUCGAGGGUGACAUCGGAGUUCAAUCACAUAAACAACCUAGAUCUUGUGUGUCGAGCACACCAGCUUGUGCAAGAGGGUUUGAAAUACAUGUUUCAAGACAAGGGCCUUGUGACAGUGUGGUCUGCGCCUAAUUAUUGUUACCGAUGUGGAAAUGUCGCAUCCAUUCUGAGCUUCAAUGAAAAAAUGGAAAGAGAGGUCAAGUUCUUCACUGAAACAGAAGAAAACAAUCAAAUGAGGGGUCCCAGGUCAGGUGUUCCAUAUUUUCUAUGAUAACAGCUCGGUCUCGUCUUCCACUUAAAACACUUGCAAAACAAGGUCUCUCUUCUCACAGAAUUUGUAGAUUCAUCUGUAUUAUUAUUAUUUUCAUACAUCCAAGUGAUUCAACUGCAUGGAGAUUUUAUGUUAGGAGUAUUGUGUUUUUAGGGUUUAUUUUUUUGUCAUCGAUUUAGUAUUCGUAGUUUGUGGAAGGAUACAGAGCCUUUGUAUUUUUAACUGCAGUUCUCAUAGAUGAAUUUUUGUGCUGAUUCUUGAACUUAAGAAAUCCUUUAGGACAA
Messenger RNA from Dioscorea cayenensis subsp. rotundata (Guinea yam), 1333 nucleotides. Its product is annotated as phytochrome-associated serine/threonine-protein phosphatase. The coding region runs from base 138 to 1049 and encodes 303 amino acids. Lineage: Eukaryota; Viridiplantae; Streptophyta; Magnoliopsida; Dioscoreales; Dioscoreaceae. Gene Ontology annotation, cellular component: cytoplasm. Gene Ontology annotation, biological process: peptidyl-serine dephosphorylation. The transcript is spliced from 10 exons. The record is from RefSeq and is a predicted model, not a curated record. Gene Ontology annotation, molecular function: protein serine/threonine phosphatase activity.